Phytophthora nicotianae INRA-310 is the source of this 760-nucleotide messenger RNA. RefSeq lists its product as hypothetical. Bases 31 to 486 code for a protein of 151 amino acids. The record is from RefSeq and is a predicted model, not a curated record. The transcript is spliced from 2 exons. Lineage: Eukaryota; Oomycota; Peronosporomycetes; Peronosporales; Peronosporaceae. Gene Ontology annotation, biological process: endoplasmic reticulum to Golgi vesicle-mediated transport. Gene Ontology annotation, cellular component: TRAPP complex.
UGCGGACAACCUACCAGAGCACUUGAAAAAAUGCUGCACUCGCUGUACAUUAUCAACAAGGCUGGGGGGCUCAUUUACCAGCAGGACCUGAGCCCCGCGGCGCCCAAGCUGAGCUCCAACGACCACCUUCGUCUGGGCUCCACCUUCCACAGCAUGCACGCCAUCGCGGCGUUGGCGGCACCCACGAAUUCGGGCGGCAUCGACAGUCUGGAGACGGGCACCUUCCGCUUGCAGUGUCUGCAGACACCUACAGGCAUCAAGUUCUUCAUCACGGCCGCGCUGGGCACGCAGGACCUAGAUGUGGCGCUGCAGACGGUAUACGAGCUAUACGUCGACUACGUGCUCAAGAAUCCAUUCUACGAGCUUGAGAUGCCGAUCCGCUGCAGCCUCUUCAAUACUGGGCUCAAGACUUUUGUGGAUAGGUUCAACCUCGAUAGCGGUCGACGUCGUCCGCAGAGCAGCAGCGGCACUGACGUCUUCUACUGAUCACAACGAUAAGAGGAGGUAAAAGAUGUGGGUACGGAUUUUUCUCGAGUAAUUGACGGACUAGCCGAGCGCCGCCGCUAUGCUGUGGUAAUUAAUGGUUGGUCGACCUUGUUAAGGUCUUCCCGCCUCCGCUACAGGAUUAUAUCAUUUUUAAACCCGUUUAUUGAAACUAGUUUUGUCAAUCUAAAACAAUUAUGUAUUAAAUAUAUAAAAUAUUUGUUAAAUAUUGACAAAAGGUAGAUUUAAUAAUAAUAAUAAUCUUAUUUUAAAAUGA